AGCGCACCGCACGCGUGGAUGUGAAGCAGGAGGGGGAGGGCGAUCAUCAUCGCAUCAUCGUCGUCUUCGUCGUCGUGGAGUCAGGCCAGUAGGCAGGCACUGACCCUCCUCCCUUGAAUCCAACUCCACCUCCACACGUAUCCUAUCCACCAUUACCCACCAAACACCACCACGAGAUUAAAAAUCCUCUCUUUCUUCUCUAUAAAUCAAAGAUCUCUCUCUCCUCUCUCUCUUUCCACUUGGAUUUAUUCUCGAGUAUUUCCUGUCCCGUUUUGCUGUGGAUUUGGACCACGCGCAUGCAGCAACCAAAUCCCCAUCGGACCAGUCCCGGCAAUCUCCGGUGGAGGGCGAAAUCAAUCCUAAAUUAGCGCCCCGCCACCAAGAACUCCACUACAAGGCAAGGCAAGGCAAGGAUUCCCCAAUCCAAUCAUUCUCUCUCGCCGCAGGCAUUUGGCCCACUUCCCUCCACCACCACCAGAGAAAUCCCAAGAAAACCGAAAUCGGUCCUACGCCGCACCAGAUUACAGCCUCGUCUGUAAUCAUCAUCACCUGAGAAGAGCAAGAGGGAGAGCUCGGGCGGAAAAAGGAGGAAGCAAUGACGGAGGUGGCGCUGUUCCGGGGCCCGGCCAACCUCGCUUCCUCCGCAAGCCGCGGCUCCUCCUCCCCCUCCCCCUCCUCCUCCUCCCCGCGCUAUUUAGCCGAUAGCGACGUGCUCCAGAGACGAAGCAACGGCAGCAGCAGCGGCGCGGACAGCCCUGCAGGAUCCGCGGAGCGACAGGCCGGGGGAUCGGUGGAACAGGAGCGGUGGUCGUUCUUGGCGCUGCUGCUCGAGCUGCUGCGGAAGUCGCUGCUCGGGUGCAGGGUGGAGGGCGGCGCCGGCGAAGGCGGGAUGGAGAUAGGCCUGCCCACGGACGUCCAGCACGUCGCGCACGUCACCUUCGACAGGUUCCAUGGCUUCCUCGGCCUCCCCGUCGAGCUCGAGCCCGAGGUGCCCCGCCGCGCCCCCAGUGCCAGUGCCAGUGUCUUCGGAGUCUCAACACAAUCAAUGCAGUGUUCAUAUGAUUCUAGAGGAAAUAGUGUUCCGACGAUUCUCUUGAUGAUGCAAAGACGUCUUUAUGAACAAGGUGGUCUUCGGACAGAAGGUAUUUUUCGUAUAAAUGCAGAAAAUAGCCAGGAAGAGUUUGUGAGAGAUCAGUUAAAUAGUGGAACUGUGCCAGAUGGCAUUGAUGUUCAUUCUUUGGCAGGUCUAAUCAAAGCCUGGUUUAGGGAAUUGCCGAGUGGGGUGCUGGACUCUAUCCCACCUGAACAGGUGAUGCAAUGCCAAUCCGAAGAGGACUGUGCUCGGGUUGCCAAAUGCCUUCCACCAACUGAAGCAGCCUUACUUGACUGGGCCGUUAAUUUGAUGGCUGAUGUUGUCCAAGAAGAACAGAUAAACAAGAUGAAUGAUCGCAAUGUUGCUAUGGUUUUCGCACCAAAUAUGACCCAGAUGGACGAUCCUUUGACUGCACUGAUGUAUGCAGUACAAGUGAUGAAUUUCCUCAAGAUGCUUAUACAGAAGACCCUCAAGGAUAGAGAAGAGUCUAACCUGGAAGAUGCUUCUUUGCCACAAAAGGACCCGUCUGAUGAAAACGGGCAUCAGAACCCAAGUCUCCCCGUUAAUUCUCAACCUGAAGAACUAUCUGGGCGUUCUUCUUUCGUCAGGGAGGAGCCCCUUCUGUGCAGUCCUACACACAGCCCUGAAGAUAAGCCUAGUGGGAUUAAUCCUGCUGAAGAUGAUUCCGUUGCUUGCACUGUCCAGACAAGUAAUGUCCUGACGAGAAUAGAGAGCUCCGCCAGUUGCUCACAGCCUGGUCUUGCUGCUUCGUCCACUGAUGAUGCUACAUGCGCUACAGCUGUGAACUCACUUCAGGGCAGAGGGAGCCGUAGCCUGACUAGCAGGAGGACUAGAAAGGGCAAGCGGCAGUGUGGAACACCCACUGUGCCCCCAGCUGAGAAAUCAAGAGGCACGAGCAUAGUGAGCCGAAUAAACUCAAAGGUUGAACGGAUCGAAGCUUGGAGAUAGAAAUGCCAAUGUCAUUGCCGUUGUUUGUUGUGUAAUAGAUGACUGACCCAGUGUUUUCCUUGCACAUUUUGAAUUUUCAACGUCCUUUCGUGUUUGGACCAUGAUCAUGUUGGUUUGAGAUUCAUCCUGCCGCCUUCACUAACUUAUGUAUCUUGCUUAUGAGUAAUUUGUGGCUGUUUGAGUGAAUGAAAAGAAGGUCGUUGCUUCCUUGUA
Lolium perenne is the source of this 2275-nucleotide messenger RNA. Its product is annotated as rho GTPase-activating protein 4. Gene Ontology annotation, molecular function: GTPase activator activity. The record is from RefSeq and is a predicted model, not a curated record. Lineage: Eukaryota; Viridiplantae; Streptophyta; Magnoliopsida; Poales; Poaceae. Gene Ontology annotation, biological process: signal transduction.